Paramuricea clavata is the source of this 1158-nucleotide messenger RNA. The record is from the annotation of a GenBank genome assembly. Lineage: Eukaryota; Metazoa; Cnidaria; Anthozoa; Malacalcyonacea; Plexauridae.
AUGGAGAAUGGUAUGCUUACUGGUGCUGCUUUGUUGGACUUUUCAGCUGCUUUCGACCUGAUUGAUCAUAAUUUGCUGCUUCUGAAAUUGAAAUGUUAUAACUUUUCAGAUAAUGCGAUUAACUGGAUCAAGUCGUAUUUAAGUGAGAGAACCUCAACCGUAUAUAUCAAUGGUGCUUUUUCUAAUCCGAUCGAGAUGACUUGUGGGGUGCCACAGGGUAGUUGUCUUGGCCCACUGCUCUUCAGUUUGUUUGUUAAUGAUUUACCAACAGUCUUAACUACAGCUGAUAUCACCUUGUACGCCGAUGAUAGCACUCCGUUCCAAUCUGGACAUAACGCCAGACUCAUAUCAGAUAAACUUCAACUUGACUUAUCUAAAGUUGAAUUAUGGGUCUCGAAGAAUCGUCUUGUUCUUAAUGCUGAUAAAACAAAUAGUAUCCUUAUUGGAAGUCGGCAGAAGAUUAAAUCAGCUCCAUCGCUUAACUUAUGCAUUAAAGAUAAAAUCAUUGAACAACUUCCAUGUGUAAAACUCCUUGGCGUCCAGGUUGACGAGAACUUAAGUUGGAAGCAGCAUUGUGAAGAUCUACUUAAAGAUUGUUCCAAAGCUCUUGGCUUACUGUUCAAGUUCAGCAGAUAUAUUCCAUCAAAAGUUUUAAAGAUUAUCGCUGAGGCACUCAUACUGUCAAAAUUGAACUAUUGUUGUACGGUUUGGGGAUCUGCGCAAAAUCAAGAGUCGAUUAAUAAUUUACAAAAACUUCAGAACAAGGCCGCCAGAUUGAUCCUAGGAUAUAAGGUUGAUGAAAUAUCUAGGGAAAAUCUCCAUGAUGAAAUAGGUUGGUUAACGGUGAGACAAAGGAUUCAUGUCAGAACCUUAGUGGCAUUGCAUAAUGUACUUUAUUCUGGUGAACCAAAUGCAAUUUACGUGAAUUUUAAACCACUUGAAAUUACUCAUGAACACAAUACUAGAUUUUCGUCGAGGUGUCGAAGUGAUAAUAUGUUGUUAGAGAAACCUAUGUUAAAGAAGAAAACCUUUUUAGCUCGGGCUUUUAGGACCAGAGCUAUCCGUCUAUGGAACAAUUUAGACUAUACUAUAAAAAUCAUAUCUUCCAAAUCCAUGUUUAAGUCUGCUGUUCUUAAACAGCUAGACUGGUUCAUAUAA